UGAAGUUGGGUCCCACGCGUUGAAAGUGCAAAAAAGCAUGAGCUAGCCGUUAGUGGUGUGACGAAUGAAGAAGCUCCUAGUCCCACCUCGACAUCGUCCUUCUCCUUCACCGAUACUGCGAAAUCGUCCUUCUCCUUCACCGAAACUUCGAAAAUCUCUCUCUCUCUCUCUGUGGAAAUGGCCGAUUUUGGAAACCUUUCAGACACUGACGAUUCAGCAGUGGAGGAGCUUAUCUCCCAAGCACAAGACCUCUCUGUUCUUGAACAAGUCUCUAAAAUCAAUUGUGCUGCUUUUUCUGAUUCACUCCUUCCUUCUGAUUUGGAAACCCGAUUCCUCAAACUCAAACCCAAACCCAAAUCUUCAAAUGCCCAUUUCAAUUUUGACUCUCUCAGAGGCAAGACAGUUCAUGGCUCUCCUAACAAAACUGGCUCAGUUGGGAAAACGAGCUCAAUGAAGGAUGAAGUAGAUAGUUUCUUGAAUGCUAAAGACAAGGAAUCAGCAAGUAAAGGGUUUGUUUCUUUCCCCUUGAAUUCUUCUAUAGGAGAAGAGAUUUUCUUCCCUGUAGAUGAAAACCCAAGUAGAGAAAAGGGUUUGGAGGAGAAAUCCAAAGAUGAAUCGCUUUUCUCCCCUUCUGAUUCUUCCAAUUCAUGGAUUGAAAAUUUCAUUUCCACGCCAUCCAAACAUAACUCAGGGAAGAGGAGUUCGUUUAAUUCUAAAUUGAAAUCUGAGUCAUUUAAUUCUCCUUUGGGUUCGCCAAACUAUUCCAUGGAUUCGCCUUCUCCUCCUCGGAAAACCGGCUGCUUUUGGUGUUCCCCGAAGAAGGAUUCAAAGAAAAAGAAGAAAGAAAACUGGAAUAUUAUUGAAUGGGGUAGCAAGAAUGAUGAGUUCUUGUCGGUUUUAAACACAUUUUCAUCGAAGGAGCAAGAAAAGAUUCUAAGACAGGCAAUGAAAGAGCAAGAGAAAAUUAGCAGGGAGGCGGAGAAGAUUGUUCAAUGGGCAAAACAAGCAUCAGAUAGGAUGAGUUUUCACGGGAUUGAAGAUGAACUCAGUGAUGAUGAUGAUAAAAGCAAAAUUUGAAUGAUCUUUUGAUUUUAUUUCUUGUUUAUUUCUAAAUUGGAUUGACCAUAUAUGUUAAUAGAAAUAGUUAUCAUAUUCAUAUUGUCUUUA
Messenger RNA from Hevea brasiliensis (rubber tree), 1167 nucleotides. RefSeq lists its product as uncharacterized. The transcript has a single exon. NCBI's taxonomy places the organism in Eukaryota, Viridiplantae, Streptophyta, Magnoliopsida, Malpighiales, Euphorbiaceae. The coding region runs from base 178 to 1077 and encodes 299 amino acids. The record is from RefSeq and is a predicted model, not a curated record.